Schistosoma guineensis is the source of this 3921-nucleotide messenger RNA. The record is from the annotation of a GenBank genome assembly. NCBI's taxonomy places the organism in Eukaryota, Metazoa, Platyhelminthes, Trematoda, Strigeidida, Schistosomatidae.
AUGGCGUCAAUUGAAACAGGGUCAAGUUGUUUCACUGAGUGUCUUGGUAGUAUAUUAAAUCAAAUGUGUCGUAAAUCAUCUUAUUCAAAUUCUGUGAAACUUAUCAAUUUAAAUUAUUCAAAUGAAAAUGUAGCACAAAGUUUCACUCAUCAAGUUGUAUCAGUUUUGAAAGGAACAAUUAUACCUUAUAGUCUAAGAAGAUUUUUGUGGCCGCUAGCAUUAUUUACAGUCACCGAACGGACUAGAUCAGAAUUCGAAAAUCCAAUUAUUUGGAAUGGACAUAAAAUGAGAGAAUUAGAAUCAUCUGCUCGAAAAAAUUUUGGCGUUUUGUUGGCAUCUGGAACCGCAAAACUUGGAUUGACCACACCAAUGUGUUCAAAAUUUGAUGAUAUCAUUAAGAAAAGUGUGAAAGAGAUCAGUCUAGAACUUGAAACAAAAUUCAAAAAUCAACAAAAACAAUUUAAACAAUUCAAAGAACAAUCAGUGAAAAUUUUAAAUGUAUUUUAUACAGCUAAACAAAUUUAUGAUCCACUUUAUAUUUAUUGGCUUCUUCCUAUACAUUUUGCACUUAAUAAAGACUAUGUUUAUGAAUUAAUUAAACAUUUUCCUGAUAUACCAACAAAAGUUUCUAUUAAUUCAGCUGAUGAAGGUAUUCAAAUCUAUUCGUUUGCUUUAUGUUUAAGUAUAUUUGUUGAUAUAAUGAGUAAAAAGUAUGGAUUAUAUCAUAAUAAUGUUAAUAAUAUAGUUGAAAAAACAAUGAACAAUAUCAAUCAACUAAAAUGUAUUCAGCAUAUUAAAAAUGUCCAUAAAGAAUUUAUUCUCCGAAAUUCUAAUAAUACUAAUAAUUCUAUUAAGAAAUUGGAUUUCGAACUAUUUGUUGGUACUGUAAACAGUAUAGCUUUAUUAUUUUUUUGGGAUCAAUUAUUUUUAAAUUCAUUCAAUUGUGAUGUGAUUAUUGAAUUCGCUGAAACAAUCCUUGUGUUAUUAGGCUCAGAUAUUUUACAAGUUAAUAAUUUUACUGACAUGGAACAACUAUUAAACCAUGGACCGAAUAAACUUCUAACGAAGGACAUAAUUCAAACAUGGAAUAUGAUUCAUUUACAUAAAGUUUUAGAUGAUGAUUACUAUAAAUUAAACAGACUUUCUGGGAAAUUAGUAUCAUUAACAAGGGAAAUACAAGAAACAUCGAAGAAAGAUGUCAAUUUUUAUUUACAAGACUUUGUUAUACAUAAUAUAAUUGUAACAACAGUAACAGAUUCAAGAAAAAUUUUACCCCCUGAUUUAUUUCGUAUAAAACUGGACUAUAUUGUUGAAGAGGAAAUAAAACAAAGUACUUUGACUGAAACUAUACCGACAAUGAUAUUUCAUGGGAAAAUAUCACAAAUAUAUGAUUUCUUAGAUCAGAUUUAUUCUACUGAUGAAGAUUACAGUAAAAAUAAGCCUAAUUCAAUUACAAAUUAUUCAUAUCCAUCAUUUAUACAAGAACAAUCUAAAAUGUAUAUUACCAUGUUUCAAUUUAACAUGGAACAAUCUUACUCUUUUAUGGAACAGAAACUUAAGAUCAUCGAACCUAUGAAUGAGCAAAAUUAUGUAAAACCCUCAUUAGUUGGGCAUAUUCGUGUUGCAUUACAAUAUAAAAAGCCAAAUACUGAUGAAGAAAGUAAUAAUAAUGACUGGGUAACAUUCGGUUGGACACAGAUACAAUGUUUUACUAAGAAAGACAACUCCAAAUUUGUUAACGAAACUGGUUCAAAGAUUUAUCCAUAUAAAUUAUGGACACGUGAGGUUAUCAAUCCAAUUGAACAAGGUACCUAUCCAGAAAUAUUAUAUGAUUCUGCAUGGACUAUGGAUUAUUUGUUAAUUCCAUUCAAUUAUUUAUUUUAUCACUUCUACUCAUUACCCAUCAUAGAAACAGAUAAUUCUAUACCACUUCAACUUCUACAUGGGUCACGAAUCUCUCUUCGACUUUAUAACCCUAAUAUUGAAGUAGUACCGAAAGUUAUAGAACAACCAACUAUCUAUAUAACUAGAUCAGUUCAAACUAAGGUGAUAUAUAAAGAAACAGUAAAUAUUGAAGAUGCUGAAUAUCUUCAAGAAGAACAAAUUAUAAAUCAGGAAGUUGAGGAUAUUGAAGAAUUAAGUCCACCAGCUACUCCGAUUGACGAUCCGUGGGUACCAUUCAAAAAACUUGCACCAUACGAAAGAUUAAUGAAACCAUCUUCAACAUCUGAACCAUUUUGUAUUUAUGUCGAUCAAUUACGCUUCAUGCCAGAUAACUCGACAAUUUUUAAGGUUACUGGUCGGUUACUAAAUACAAAAUAUGAUGAGGAAUUAUCGGACAUUUUGAUUGUACCAGAAGAAAAUUUUGAGAUAAGAGAAACUAGUAGAUCACCAGUUUUUUCUCCAAAUCAACGUUUUAUUGUUAAUCUUAGUCAAAACAAAACUUUAUCCCAGAACUCUUUACUAUUUCUAAGGGUGUAUACACUUACACUCACAAAUCUAAAAUAUGUAGUUAUUGGAAACGUUCUGCUGAAGUUAUUCAAUUCAAAUGGUCUACUUAAUAUUGGUGGGCAUCAACUUAGAUUAAGAUGUGAAGUACCGAAACCAAUAUCUCAGAACAUGAAUAAUAAUGAAAUAUUUUAUCAAGAAGAUUCAUUAAAUAAUGCACCUUAUAUACAUUGUUCAACAAUUCUUGUUCGUCUCUUACCUUAUACAGAGAAGCCUUUACCUCAACCGGAAUACAGAUUUAGAUCAUAUCGUUCAGCUGAAUCGACUCCAACAAAUUUUGAAUGGGUUGUAUAUCGUCAAUUCCAGUCCGAUGAAAAUAGGAAAACAGACAUACACAGUAUGGUGAAAAUGAUUUUACGGCGUGAGGGUGAAUUCGACAAAUCUUCAGAACAAAAUGACUUCUUAACUCCUGAUUAUCUAUAUCGUUACACACUUCAACGAAUGUCAAUUAAAAGAAAUACAACUACAAAUGGUAUACCAAACCAAAUGAUUUCAGCGUUUCCAUUUUUUUAUCGUGUAAAUGACGGUUUUCUGUUAAGUUUAAAGGACGCUAAGGGUUUGACAGUAAAAGAAGGAGAUUAUAUUUUUGGGUUGGCUAAAGUUAUACGAAGCUCUGAUACUAGUCUUAUGCCAGUUAACAAAUUUUAUGGUUUCGGAAAUGAUGAUGACUUAUUAUUCGACAGGUUUGAUUCAACAAUGUCUCUUGAAAAUCCUAAAUGGGAAGACGCGCCUCAACUUACUAAACCAUACUACGAUUCGAAUGCAUUACUAAUCAUACAGAUAUUUAGAGUGCCUUUAGUAUUCACUAUUGGUGGAUCAAUAAGUAUAACCAAAUCAGGCAACUGGUUCAUUCCACAACUGGUUUCUCGAAAACCGAACAAACGACAAAUCACUAAAUUACGAAGGAUACACUUGAUUGGUUGGUCGUUCUUGCGUCUAUUUGAUUGGGGAUUUUUACGUAAUGGAACGCAUAAACUUUGUCUUCUUAAACCUCCAAUUCGUCUACGAACAUUAGAUAAAAUACAAAAUAAAGAUGACGAAAAGUCAAUCAUGCUAAGAUCAGAUAGUUUUCUGGAAAAUGCAAGUCUCACUAUACAAUUACAAAGUGCUCGCUUUCUAGAUUUUGUUGAAGAAUUAAAAAUAGAUCAGCAGACAUAUUAUUCUCAUAUUCCAAACGACGAACAUGGUACAGUAGAUGAAUAUGAAAAUGUUAAUCAACAAAUGAAAGAGUCUAGCAGGACUAACUUAGAUUCCAUGGCGGAAUUCAGAGCUAAAUCUGAUACGAAUUGGCUUCAACAAGGAGAAAUUGGAAGUGAAAAACUUUACACAGAAAUUCAUGAGUUUCUCAAGAAUCAAGUGGCAAAUUGUUCAUCAAAAAAAGAAUACAUGCCAUUAUUUUUUUCUCGGCUAUAA